Molecule: messenger RNA, 1405 nt
Organism: Sclerotinia trifoliorum
Lineage: Eukaryota; Fungi; Ascomycota; Leotiomycetes; Helotiales; Sclerotiniaceae
Source: the annotation of a GenBank genome assembly
AGAAUAGGAGUGGAGAAGACCAAAGCAUUUUGGCUUUAAGUUUCAAGUUCCUCUAAUCUACAUUUAUCCGAGCGACCGAGACGACAAGACCUCAUUUCCUAUUAUAGCCGUUAUCUUUUCUUGAACCGCGGCAGAUCUUACCUUGCCAACACUUGGUUCAUCUUGAUGUCCAUCUGGGGAGUCGGGGCACAUCUCUUUUUUCUUCUUGCGCCCUCAUCAUCCCAUUCAUUGAUAAGAAGUAAAUACGUAAUAACGUUCUGCAUAUUUCCAUUGCCCGUUAACAAGUCACAUCAAACGGCGUGCCGCUUCCUUCCAUAUUCCUUCAGCGCAGUGUCGCUACCCCUUCAUCCUUCUACUCUGUAGGUAUUAAUAAUUAUAUGUACAUAUUAUCAACUGGCGUUUCGCGAUCGUCUGAACUUUCAAUCCCGCCAACCUGUCAGAAAAGUAAAAAUUCCCGCUCUGAAAAUGGAGGGCUGAUCUAAUUACUAGUUCACGGAUCUCAACAAGGUUAAUCCUCAUAUGGGUAUACCUCGUUACGCGAUUGGAAAAGGAAAACCCCCAGAUCAAAAGGGAGUCCAAGCCCUAAUCCAAAACCUCCUUUUGAAAACUGGUACCCUACAACAUACUAUGAUACUGCUUACGGAGUACAUCCUAUCUAUCCCUGGCUACCGCGUGAGCUCUCUGGAAUCUGGCGGGGCCAUUUGAGGAUUUGAUUAUCAAUCGCCGAACACCCGGUACUGUACUUUUUGUGCUGGCUUCUCUGUUUGGGAUCAUUAGAAAGCAAAUGGCCAUGUAUCAUUCAUCAUGUAUCAUACGAUGGACUUUGCAGAUGCAGAUGCAGAUGUAUUCGGGACUAAAGUGUGCUGUGCAUAGGGGAAAGGAGGUGAGGCAGAGAGGGGGUUUGCAAGAACCCCCGGAUGUUCUAUAAUUAUUGGCCGCGCUACAGUGAAGACCUCCCUAGGCAUUAAACAUUUCCAAAUUCCAUCAAAUGGACAACAGCCUAACACUCCUGAAUUAAGGAUUAAAUAGGCACAGCAGCAUAUACGGGCCAGGGGGAAGGACUUGACGAUCGAUCAACUACUUUAGAUCCGGCAACACUACACUCUGUACCUGAAUCUGAAUAAAAAGAACCCAAUCAGAGAAGAUUGACUACCUUAUCCCUUGCCAAAGUUUCGGAUUGAGCGCUCAAAGGCAAAAAGACAGAGGUAAUGGUUCUGGGGUUAGCAUGUUUAGUAAGAAAGUCACAGUGGGUUGGCUACGGAGGAUACGAUGGAAUGGGACAGUGGAUUCUAGAGGUGUAGAAGUUGUAAUUAUUUUAGGGCAUUUAGAGUUAAAUACCCCUGAACCUAAACUAAAAAGAACGAGGGAACAGCGAACGGCGAACAGCCAUACUGCGCACAUAUUU